Messenger RNA from Arctia plantaginis, 444 nucleotides. NCBI's taxonomy places the organism in Eukaryota, Metazoa, Arthropoda, Insecta, Lepidoptera, Erebidae. The record is from the annotation of a GenBank genome assembly.
AUGUUCAGCAAAAUCUUAGCUCUCAGUGCGCUCUUGGCUGCUGCCAACGCUGGUCUGCUUGGGAAUGCCCAUUCUUCAGCUUACCAUAACAUCGUUCAUCAUGAUGUACCGGUCCACAAUGCUGCCCCUGAGAUCCACUAUGCCAAUGCUGAUGCCCACUACGGUGCCCCAGUAAUUCACAGCGAAAGCCACGACACUUACGCUCACCCUAAAUACGACUUCUCAUACUCCGUGGCCGACCCUCACACCGGUGACCACAAGUCUCAACACGAGAUCCGCGACGGUGACUCUGUCCAUGGCUACUACUCUCUGCUCCAACCUGACGGCUCAGUCCGUUCAGUCGAGUAUUCCGCUAAUGACCACAAGGGAUUCAAUGCCGUUGUACACAACUCCGCCCCCUCCGUACACCCUGCUCCCCAUCACGGAAAUGAUUACCACCACUAA